This is a messenger RNA of Aphidius gifuensis, 4321 nucleotides long. RefSeq lists its product as uncharacterized. NCBI's taxonomy places the organism in Eukaryota, Metazoa, Arthropoda, Insecta, Hymenoptera, Braconidae. The transcript is spliced from 4 exons. Bases 67 to 4281 code for a protein of 1404 amino acids. The record is from RefSeq and is a predicted model, not a curated record.
AGUUGUUGAAAUAUUAAAAAUUUAAUAACUUGAUUUAAAAAGUGUUUUUAAAAAAUAUUAAUAAUCAUGUCAAUUAAUGUAACCGUUACGGGAAAUCCUGUUUGUAUUAAAAAAAAAAUAGUUUUAUCUGACUUUGAACAGAUCAAAAAAAAUGAACGUGAACGAAGAAAAAGAUUACGUUUAGCACAGGUUCGACAACAAUCAAAAGACAUGUCAUCAAAGCUUUUGGAGAGAGCAAAAAAUAUAGCAAAAAGUGAAUUAAAUCGUUAUGAAAAUAAUAAAAAUUCACCAUUAAAUUGUUUACAUACACAAAAAAUUAUGGAAAUACAGCAAAAAUAUGAAAAUGAUAUUCGAGAUAUUGGACUAGCUCAUAACACAGCAGCAUCACAAUUAGAACAUAAUUCAGCUGAUGUUGAUGAAAUUCUUGACAUUAAAAAAAAUUCAAAUCAUACUGUUGCUGUAGAACGUGGAAAAAUUGCAAGUCAAAGAUUAAAAGAAUCAUCACAGAUAAAUGAUCCUAUUGCUGUGCAACAGGAACGUCUUCGUCAAGUACGAAAUGUAGAAAAUAUAAGAUCUUCUAUGAUAGCAAGUUUAUCUACAAAUUCAUCUCCAAAAAAAAAACAUACUGAUGUACAAAAUGAUGAAUUAAUUUCCAGCUUAAAUGACGAAACAAGUAAAAAAUUAUCACCAAAAAAAAAUGCAUCGAAAAGAAGUAUUAGUAAAAAAUCACCAGUUAGAGUAAUAUCAAAACCAACAAUAAAAGUUUCAACUACUUAUCGUAAAAAUAAGGUAUCACAUAGUCAAAGAAAAGAAUUUGAUGAUGAUGAUCAUCAAGUACCAUCUACAGUUGAUAAUAAAAGUCCAGAUAAAAAACUGGAUGGUGUUAAAACAAAAAAUCCUGUGUUAUUGGUGAAUUUAAAUUCUGAAAAAACAACUCAAACAACGACGAGGUAUAAUCCUGGAGAUUAUAGACAAGAUACAUCAACUGAUAAAAGUAUAAAUUCAAUGACAAAUGGUUCUUCUUCUUCUAAUUAUGAAAUUGUAGUUGAUGAUAGAGUUGCUGAAAAGAAAAAAAAACCUACAAGUUCAGUUAAUGACGAAAUUCAUAUGUAUAAUCAUUUUACUGGACAACGAAAUGUGUACAAAAGUUCAACAGAACUUGCUGAAAGAAUUGACAUGACAAAUGAACCAAAUGCAAAUGAAAUUGCAAGAAAAUCAUGCACAACUGAGUUGACACAAUCAAAUGAAUUUAAUAAAAAAUCAAAUCAACGAAUAAAAACACAAUCACGUGGUCAAAGUGCAUUAUUACGUGAACAAGUACGUAAUGAUUAUCAAAACUUGAUGGAAAAUUUAGAUCAUUUAUCACGUGAAGAAAGAAAAUUAAAAGCAGCUUCUUUAUUAUCAUCAACAAAACAAAAUAAACAUGAUAAAAUUCAAAGUAGAAAAAAAGAUAUGCAAGAAAUUAAACAACAAAAAAUGAAUAGAGCAUUUGAUAAUAUCACAGAUAGUUCACGUAAUGUUCCACUUGUUGAAAGAAUAAUAACAAUUCAAUCAAGUGAUCAUGAAAAAUCAUCACAUGUUAAUUCAGAUACAGAUGAACAAGAUUAUACUGAUAUAACUCGUGAUGAACAAAUAUUAAAAAUGUUACAAAGAAUUGAAAAACAAAAAAAAUUAUUACUCAAAGAAUAUGGUACAGAUUUACCAGAUAAUAUAUUAAGCUCAAGUACAACACCAUUAUUUCAAAAUUCAUCAACAACGACAAAUGAAAAACAAAAAGAUAUAACACAAGAAAUUGAAGUUAUUAAAAUAAUAAAUAAUGAUAAAACAAAAAUACAAGUUGAAAUUAUAAAACCAUCUGAUGACAAUAAAGAAAAUAAUAAUAAAAUUGAUGAAAUUGAAACAUCAAGAAAAUCAGAUACAUUAAAAUAUAUUGAACCAGUUGUAACAAUUAUUAGACAUGGUGAUAGUAACAGCAGCAGUAGUAGUAAUGAUACAGGUCCAAUAAGAAAAAAUAAAAAUGAUUAUGCAGAUAAGACAGAAAUUAAAUCAUUACCAACAAGUAAAGCUGGUUCUCCAGUACAAAAAAAUUCAUCAUCAGCUCCAGUAUCAAGAACAACAAGUCCUAGAAAACGUGAGAAAGUUAAAAAAUUAAAAACAGUUGAUAAUAAAAAAUCUAAUGAUAAGCAUCACUAUGUAGAUACAAAUACUGAUAUGAGUUUUAAUAAUUCAGCUGUCAAUCAACAUCAGCAGCAACAACAACAACAACAAUAUUUAAAUAAAAAAAUGUCAGCUCCAAAAGAAUCAAUAAUUAAAAAUAGUUAUACAUCUGAUACAUCAACUUCAUAUGCAAGUUUACCAGCAACAAGACCAGGUGCAUCAUUUACAAAUAACAAUGACAAUAAUAUAACACCAAUACUUCAAUUAUUAGAUUCACCAAUGAAUAAUAAUAACAGAAGAUUACAAAAUAUAAGUCCUGUAUCAACACCAGAAACUCCAUCACCAAGAACACUUAGAAUUCCAUCAAAUAAACCAAAUUAUUUAAGAAUUGGAAGAUCAUUAAGAUUUGAAGAUGAUAAAAAGCCAUCAAAAUAUAAUAUUAAAAAAAAAAUUAUUGUUGAUAAUAAAAAAUUACAAAGUAAUAAUGAUGAUGAUGUUGAUGGUGUUGAAAAAAAUUAUCGUAAUACAUGUACUUGUGAUAAUCCAACUUGUCGAUAUAUUCAUCAUAAUUUAAAUAAAAAUAUUGAUAGACCUAGAAUGAAUAGUGAUCCAGAUACAUUAAAAAGAUAUGAUGAACUUCAAAAUGUUUGUAAAGAAAGAAUAGCUUCAUUGAAUGCUCGUAUAAAAAAUGUACGUGAUGAAAAUCAAAUAAUGGAUUAUUCAUUAUUAGCACCAAGUGAUGAUACAAUAUUAAUGCAAAUGCCACCACCACGUCCACCUCGUAGUGAUUUAUAUUGUGUACAACAAUUAGUUGAUAGUAUUGAAGUUAUUCAUACACAACUUGCUAAAACAUUAUCUGAUUCACAAAAAAUAAUGACUGGUAAUGCAAGAAAAAUAUCUAAAAAUUCAACAACAUUAAAAUCACCAAGAAUUGUCAAUAAUGUUAAUGUUGUUGAUGAAGUUAUUGAUGUUGAUGAUGACAAUGAUGAUAAUGAUGAUGCUGGUGGUGUUAAAAAAACAAAACCAAAAGUUGUAAGUGAUGAAUUUGUUAAACUUGAUUUAAAUCGUUUUAAACCAUUUGAUUCAAAGCCCAAUAAAAAUCCAAUGACUCAACAUAAUCAGGAUGACAUUGUUGAAAAAUUAUCAAAAGAAAUAUUAGAACAAAGUAAAAAUGAAAAAAGAAGAAUAAUAUUAUCGCCUGAAUCAGAUAGCUCAAUGAAUAAUCAAGAAAUACAAAAACUUGAUAUAUGUAAAAUUUCAAGUUGUAAUAAAACAAGACCACCAAUAAGUAAUUUACAAUUUAGAGCAGAUAUGAUAUCACCACCUCGUGAAUUAUCAACAAUAUUAGAAUUUGAUACAUCUGGUACAUUGAUUAAUCGUAGUCAAGUUAAUAUUUCAAGUCCAGUUAAAAAUGUACAAUCUAAAAAAUCUUCAUCAUCAUCAAACGAACGUGAAAAUAAUAAAAGUACAGAAAUUGAAAAAGCAAUGUCACCUAAAAAAAUUCAUAAAUCAAAUGAAAUUAAAAAUUAUUUAUAUGAACAAGUUAACAAAGAAUUUAGACAAAUUAAUAGUAUACAAAAAGCAUCUAAAUCAUUAUUGAUAAAUUAUGAAAAACGUUUAAAAAUGAAUGAAAAAAUAACGUCAAGUAGUUCAACAAGUUUUUCUGAGUUAUCAGGAAUAUCAGAAAUUUAUUCAACACCAACAUCAACUGAAACAUUUUUAGCAACGUCAUCUGAAGGAAUUGAAGAACAUCUACAAAAAUGUGGUAUUAAUUGGGCAUUAACAACAUUAAGAAAAACACGUGAAGCUUAUGCACUUAGUUCAUCAUCAAAUUCUGAUAUUAAAACUGAUGUAUCACAAAAGUUGUCAUUAAUGGGAACAACAACAACAAAUAAAAAUAAAAAACAUACAUAUGGUUUACCUGAUUUUAGUGAUGUGUCAUCUAUAUCAAUUCAAGAAGCAAAUAAAAGUACUGAACGUGGUGUACUCAUGAAAGCAAGAACAUCAACACCAAAUAUUCAAUGUUCUAAUUACAGUAGUAAAUCAAGUUUAUCAAUAUCAAGUGCAACUACUUUUACUAGUCAGGAUAAAACCGAUAGUAUUAAUUUAGUGGCUAAAAGAUGAAUGAAUUUUCAUUUUUUUUAAAUAUUUUUAUAAUUUUAUA